Pristis pectinata (smalltooth sawfish) is the source of this 3208-nucleotide messenger RNA. RefSeq names its product cannabinoid receptor 1 (gene cnr1). Gene Ontology annotation, cellular component: membrane. The transcript has 3 exons. The coding region runs from base 219 to 1634 and encodes 471 amino acids. NCBI's taxonomy places the organism in Eukaryota, Metazoa, Chordata, Chondrichthyes, Rhinopristiformes, Pristidae. Gene Ontology annotation, biological process: G protein-coupled receptor signaling pathway. The record is from RefSeq and is a predicted model, not a curated record. Gene Ontology annotation, molecular function: cannabinoid receptor activity.
CGAGAGUGCGUGAGUGGGGGACGGAGUGAUCACGGAGAAAUCUCUUGAAGAGGAGGGGGAAAGGGACAGAACAGAAAGUGCUUCAGAGCCGAAUCAAUCCAGCCUAACAAAAGAGACCCCCGAUCUCAAAACGCGACCCGAAUUGCUAUUCAGAGGUUAAAAUUAAAGCUUCUCCACAGUUCAUUUGUAGUCUUGGAAAGACACACUGAAAGCUAAUCAUGAAAUCUCUACUGGAAGCCCUUUCAGACACAACUUUCCGGACAAUCACUACUGAUCUUCUUUAUAUUGCAUCCAAUGAAGUACAAUACGAUGACAGUAAGUUGGACCUCAACAUGACAAAACUUGGUUAUGUCACACAGAAUCUGCACCCCUCCCUUGGAAAAGGCAAUGCUUACCCAGAAAAAAUGGCAUCAGGGGAGGAACUUUUAUCCAAUGCCAACCUCCACGAUUCAAUGAAUGCUAGUAACCUCUUGUACAACCAAUCAGUUAUGAAUGAUACAAUAAAGUGUGGAGAAAACUUCAUGGACAUGGAAUGCUUUAUGAUCCUGACCCCUAGUCAACAGAUGGCUAUUGCUGUAUUGGCAUUGACUCUGGGGACUUUCACAGUAUUAGAAAAUGUAUUGAUUCUGUUUGUUAUUAUCCGAUCUCGCAGUCUCAGAUACAAACCAUCUUAUCACUUUAUCGGCAGCCUGGCUGUUGCUGACCUUCUGGGCAGUGUGAUUUUUGUGUAUAGUUUUGUAGAUUUCCAUGUGUUUCAAACAAAAGACAGCCCAAGUGUCUUCCUAUUCAAACUUGGUGGUGUCACAGCCUCUUUCACAGCUUCAGUGGGUAGCCUCUUCCUGACUGCCAUAGACCGAUACAUCUCCAUACAUAAGCCUCUUGCCUACAAGAGGAUUGUCACAAGGCCAAAAGCAGUUGUCGCUUUCACUGUUAUGUGGACCAUAUCUAUAAUAAUUGCUGUCCUCCCUCUGUUGGGCUGGAACUGUAAAAAACUGAAAUCUGUCUGCUCCGAUAUCUUUCCACUCAUUGAUGAGAAUUACUUAAUGUUCUGGAUUGGUAUUACUAGCAUUUUGUUGAUUUUUAUCAUUUAUGCCUACGUCUAUAUAUUGUGGAAGGCCCAUGCUCAUGCUGUCCGCAUGAUUCAGCGUGGCACCCAGAAGAGCAUAAUUGUCCAGGUGGCUGAGGGCACCAGGGUGCAAACUGUUCGUCUCGAUCAAACCCGCAUGGACAUCCGACUGGCCAAGACGCUUGUCCUUAUUCUUGUUGUUCUCAUUAUCUGCUGGGGCCCUCUCCUAGCCAUCAUGGUGUACGAUGUCUUUGGGAAAAUGAACAACCUGGUAAAGACGAUAUUUGCCUUCUGCAGUAUGCUGUGCUUGCUCAAUUCGACAGUCAAUCCUAUUAUCUACGCUCUGAGGAGCAAAGAUCUGAGGCAUGCUUUCCGUAGCAUGUUCUGCUCCUGUAAGGGAGCUUCAGCCCAGCCAUUGGAAAACAGCCUCGAGUCAGACUGCCAGCAGAAGCAGGCGAACUAUCCUGGCACCAUGCAAGCAGCGGCCAGGAACUGCAUCAAAAGCACUGUGAAAGUAGCUCAAGUGGCCAUCUCGGUCUCCACGGAGACAUCAGCUGAGGCUGUGUGAGUGUAGAGAUCUGACGAUUAUUGCCAACAAUAAUUCUGAUAUGAUCAAAUCACAUUUCUCUAAAGAUCCCUUAAAAAGGACUCAGGCAGCACUUCUGACUAUUUGCCAUAACAACACUUGUAUUAGCUUGGAAUCUGCAGCGAAACCAAUUUAGUGAUUGUAUCCACCCACCUGGCUCUCACACAUCAAAUGAGAGCCAGGCUGUUGAUUUGAAGAAUUUGAUUUACACUGUACUACUAAAAACAGUAGUAUAUGUGGGAAUAUAGUAAAUCUCAUUAUACUCCUGUUGUUUAGGACAAGCCCAAAUUAUCUGGAAACAGAGAAGUCCUUUUAAGAGUUUCAAGUAAAUUAAUGUCUGUCACAUGUAACACAGGUACUUUCCAAAUGUUCAAGGAAAUCUAAACCAAUUUGUGUUUGAUGGAUUUGGUCACCUCUAUGUUAUUGCUACUGAGGCCAGUUUCUGAUGUAGCAUUUGCUUAACUUCCCAAUUGGAACUGAUCAGAACAAAGCAAAACAUGAGAACACUCUACAACAUUGUUGUGCUCACUGAUCAUAAUAAGCAACUCUGAUUAAUUGGUCUAGUAUUGAUGUCUUCAGAGAUGUAUCCCCUUCAAUAUUAAUAUUUAAAUUUACAAAUCAAUAUCUAUUAAAAAUGAAGUAAUAUAUUCAUUGUAUCCUGGUAACAAAGUUUAUUUUUUCCUUCUUUCUUGGUCAUGUGGCAGAUAUUGACCUGAUCAAUUCAUUUUCAUGUGCAACGCUGCUUGUUGCAUGUAUAUAAAAGAGUUUAGCAAAUAAUAUGUGACAUAAUUCCAAUUACUUGCUCCAAGACCUUUUAAAUAUUGGACGAAAAAACUCCCAAAAUUAAAAUGAAUAAUUGUGCGGCUGUCUAAUUAUAUGAAUGUCAUUGGGCCAUACAGUAGUCCCACUUACUCUUUACUGUUUGCCACAGAUUAAUUUUGUAAUCUGAAUUCAGAAUUAUCUUAGAAGAGAAUAAUACAUGAAGUAUGGUAUCAAUCAGGCAAAACUAAUAAGGAGGAAAUUAAAUGUAAGUAAAUGUGCGUUCAUUUAGUAUUUCAGUAGUGCUUAUCAAAAUGUGAUAAUGAUGGUUAAAUGGUAACUUCCUUUUUAAAUUUGGUCAUUGUUUGACAUAAUUAACUAGGUGAUUUUGAGUUCAGAGACUUCAUUUGUCAGCCACAGCUCUAUUUUUAAAGUUACUUUAAGCUGCUUGUUUGAAAUAAUAUUGUACAGAUACAGCCAGUAUGAUUUGAUAUAAAUAGAAAGCAUGUGCUAAUGAAGUUACUUCUUUCUAGACUCCACUCUUGGUCCUAAUGAAUGCAGCACAGGUAAAGCUUUUUAAAAAUUUAUUAUUGAGCUUUAUAAAUGAUUCCAUCAUUUCAUGAAGUAUAAAGGGUGAGUGGAGAAUCCUCAAGAUUAGUGUCUGACCUAAAAGCAGAUUAAAGUUUUUCACAUUUUUGUAACACUUUUCUGCCAACCAUCUUAACUCAAGCAUUUAUAUUAAAUGCCUGAACAUCGUACAAUGGUUUAAUAUUGGGUACAUUAAUGUUACACAAUAA